UCCCGCCCUUGGACUCCGGCUCCGGCGGCGCCUGGAUAAACACCUGAUUCUCUCCUGAGCUCCGAGCCAAGAACGCGGGUGUCUGGGACAGACGAGGCCGGCUUCUCCGCGGGCAGCCAAGGAGAGUGUCCUGGGACCAGCAUAGAUGAGGAGACCAAGGCCCAGAAAGGCCAAGCACCUCACCCUCCCAUCCCCUGCGGCCAGGAGUUCACAGGUAGGCAGAGGCAGUGCAGGCCAGGCGUCCAGGUCUGCCUUUCCUCUGACCUUCAAUCACACAAAGUGGUGUCAGCCAGAACAUGUCUUUCAACCUGCAAUCAUCGAAGAAACUGUUCAUUUUCUUAGGAAAAUCACUGUUUAGUCUUCUGGAGGCUUUGAUUUUAGCCUUACUCCCGAAGCCACGGAAGAACGUUGCUGGUGAAAUAGUCCUCAUCACUGGUGCCGGAAGUGGAAUGGGAAGGCUCUUAGCCUUGCGAUUUGCCCGGCUGGGAUCUGUGCUUGUUCUCUGGGAUAUCAAUAAGAAGGGGAACGAGGAAACAUGUAAGAUGGCUCGGGAAGCUGGGGCCACAAGAGUGCACGCCUAUACCUGUGAUUGCAGCCAGAAGGAAGAAGUAUAUAGAGUAGCCGAUCAGGUGAAAAAAGAAGUUGGUGAUGUUUCCAUCCUAAUCAACAAUGCCGGAAUCGUAACAGGCAAAAAGUUCCUUGACUGUCCAGAUGCGCUUUUGGAAAAGACAUUUGAUGUGAAUUUCAAAGCACAUUUAUGGACUUAUAAAGCCUUUCUACCUGCUAUGAUUGCUAAUGACCAUGGACAUUUGGUUUGCAUUUCAAGUUCAGCUGGAUUGGUUGGAGUAAAUGGGCUUGCAGAUUAUUGUGCAAGUAAAUUUGCAGCCUUUGGUUUUGCUGAAUCUGUAUUUUUAGAAACAUUUGUCCAAAAACAAAAGGGGAUCAAAACCACGAUUGUGUGCCCAUUUUUUAUAAAAACUGGAAUGUUUGAAGGUUGUACUACAGGCUGUCCUUCUCUGUUGCCAAUUCUGGAACCAGAAUAUGCAGUUGGAAAAAUCGUAGAAGCUAUUCUACAAGAAAAAAUGUACUUAUAUAUGCCAAAGUUGUUAUACUUCAUGAUGUUUUUAAAAAGCUUUUUGCCCCUCAAGACAGGACUGCUUAUAGCUGACUAUUUGGGCAUCUUUCAUGCAAUGAAUGGCUUUGUUGACCAGAAGAAGAAGCUCUAAAGACCAACUCUAUGGCUGAUGUCAUCUGAUACGCAAUGUUACAUAAUAUGUACUUCAAUGAAGAAACGUAUUUUUGUCUGACAGUGGAAUGUAUCUACAGACCACAAGUACCAUUCCUAUUCUGUUACCUAGACUAGACUUUUCAACCAAUGUGUUUGAAAAUCAUGUUGCUAUCACCUUUUUGGUUGAGUUUUGGGUUUUUUUCUUUUUCUAUUUUCUUUUUUUCCAAAACUGAAGACAGCCCAUUUUUGUCAUUUCCAUUUACACAGAUGUAAGAAAAUAAUAUGCCUUGUCCAUGAGCUGCCCUGAGCUUUGGUGGUUGGGGAGGUGGUUCAAAUGGAGCCAGUGGCUGUGGUUGACCUGCCUUAGGGAGCAGAGCUGAGGGGCAAAAAGGACAUCUGGGGAUCUAGCUGGAACAACCUCUCUGGCUAGGACACACAGCUCUGAAUUCCCCCUUUGCUCUCCGCUCUGGCCUUUUUGAACCUGUAACCACCUAAUGUAGAAAAGGCCUGCCUCCAAUCCCCUUCUUUGCAAAACAGCUACACAAAUGCUUACUUCGAAUGCACUGGAUACUCAGACCAAGUGCCAGUCUGGCUAAAGGCCCAUCGAGCACCACUGUGGCCGAGAGCCUUACUGAGCAUUGCCUGCACGCCCCCCAUAGGCAGUGAUCCUAGACCAAGCUCUUAAACAGAAUCACUUUUGUUUCCUAGAAGAGAUCAAAGAAGGGUUGCUUCUUACUCUGAAGAUGAAAUUCUACUAAGUUAGGUUUUUUGCUAUCCAUUGAUCCAAAAAUAUAUUCAUGCAAUUAAUUUUAAGUGUUUAACUUUGUGCUUCAAGUUGGGAUUUAGGUUGAGGCAUUUUUCUGCAGAAUGGGCAAUUUUUUACAUUUAUAUUCAUCAGUGCUGCCCUCACUUCGGAUCUAUUGUAUUCUUACAGUUUAAUCAACUGGCAAAAUGCUUUCAUGCUUUGGAGAUUAACUAAAGCAAGAUUAAGAAAAAGAUGUUAAUUACCAUAUCCCUGGAACUCCUUCCCAGGCUGGCAGGGGCAGCCUUGCAAGAGAAACAGCAGCCUUUGUCUCUUCCCUCUUGUGCGGAGCAAGGAAGGGAUGAGCAGUACCUUGGGAGACCCUGUAAGAGUAAAGAAUUGAGAGUUUGACUAUCUUGGGGUAAAAUGCUGUCAUCGGGGCAGCAGUCCCAAGGAGUGUAAAGUCGAGAAUACACUAUGGUCUGAUUUGUCUUGAGUCGCCGGCACGAACCUGACAGCCCUGUCCUGUAUUUUUCUUUCCACUCAGAAAGCUUUUUAAAAAAAAACAAACUUGUUUUAUGAUAAUAUUAUAACAAUCAUAACUAACACUUACUGUGCCUGGCAGUAUUACACAAAUAUCAAAUUUAAGUAUUUGACAAACAUUAUUUCAUUAAACAAGGCUGUUGUUGAUCGUUACUCAAAGAAUGAUGAAGGUGUUUGGUGUAUGCCAAAGAAUAAAGGUGUUUUGUUCCUCA
Molecule: messenger RNA, 2725 nt
Organism: Callithrix jacchus (white-tufted-ear marmoset)
Lineage: Eukaryota; Metazoa; Chordata; Mammalia; Primates; Cebidae
Gene: SDR16C5
Product: short chain dehydrogenase/reductase family 16C member 5
Biological process (GO): retinol metabolic process; retinal metabolic process
Cellular component (GO): lipid droplet
Molecular function (GO): all-trans-retinol dehydrogenase (NAD+) activity
Source: RefSeq, a predicted model, not a curated record